Pestalotiopsis fici W106-1 is the source of this 603-nucleotide messenger RNA. RefSeq lists its product as uncharacterized. The record is from RefSeq and is a predicted model, not a curated record. The transcript has 2 exons. NCBI's taxonomy places the organism in Eukaryota, Fungi, Ascomycota, Sordariomycetes, Amphisphaeriales, Sporocadaceae. The coding region runs from base 1 to 603 and encodes 200 amino acids.
AUGAGCUCCUACGACAACAACGACUUUGGCUCCAGCGGCCGUGACGAAUUCCGCUCGGGCAACGACUCGUACGGCAACGAGUCCUCGGGCUUUGGCAGCUCGCGCAACGAGCGUGACAAUGACAGCUACGGCAACUCAUCGUCGGGCGACUCGUACGGCAGCUCCCGCCGCGACAAUGAGAGUUCGGGGUACGGCGCCUCGUCGGACUCGUACGGGGGCAGCAACACCUCUUCUUCCCGCCGUGACGACAAUGACAGCUACGGCAGCUCCCGACGGGACAAUAACGAUAGCUAUGGCAGCUCUGGAGGAAACAGUGACAGCUAUGGUAGCUCUGGCAGGAACAAUGACAGCUACGGCACUUCCUCCAACUCGGACUCAUAUGGCAGCUCUCGACGGGACGACGAGAGCUCUGGCCUCGGCAGCAGCCGCCGCGACGAUAAUGAGUACGGCUCCUCUGGACGCAAUGAGCGUUCCGAGGGCGGUGGCCUGAGCUCGUUCCUGGGCGGCGGAUCCAAGGAGAGCCACGGCAGCGAGCGCAAGAACGAGGAUUUCACCGACAAGGUCAUUGACGGUGUCGCCGACUACGCCAAGAAGAAGUGGUAA